GCUUCGUUAUUUUGGUGUGAACUAUCUCGUAGAAAAGUUGUAUGUGAAUGGGUCUUAAGUGCUUUACGCUUUUCCUCGGCUACUUUUAUAUAAACAACGAAUAGCUGCAAUAAUAGUCACCGAUUGUGAAUAGUAACUUACGCACCUUACUUCAGGAAUGGUACACAUACGUUUACGCGAGUUAUGAAGUUUUAGCUUUUUUGCGUUAGAGAAAUCACAUCCAUAUGACCUUUAACAGCAAUCGAUAUUAGUAUAAAUAUAUCGUUUGUUUCAUGUUCAUUCCUAUAAACAAUUACUAGCUUGUUUUCGUGCUAUAAAUUAAAUAUUGUUAUUUUAUAUUAUUGCAUUACUCACAUUGAGUUUCGCAUAAAAAAUUUGCAUAUUUAAAAAGUUUUUCCAAUAAAGUAUAUUAAUGAGUGACAACGAGAAGAAUAUGUCUACUGAGGACGAUACGGAGGAAAGCUUUUCGCGAUUACCAUUGAUAAAAACUCGUGUACGGAAAAACCUUGCGGAUUUGCGACAUCCCCGACAAAAGUUUUGUGCUCGUUGGGAAAAGGAUUUCCCUUGGUUGAAAGCAGAUAAAGUAGACGAAUCUGUAGGAAUAUGUACAGUUUGUAACAAACACCUAGUAUGCAAGAAAAGUCAUCUGGAGCGGCAUCAGAAUUCUUAUAAACAUCAAAGGCUUCAGGGAUUUGAAUCAUUUGAUACAGAAUGUGAACCGUCACAACCAAGUGCCCCAGAGUUUAUGGAGUGUGGAAAACGUGAACUUGGUGGAGAGGAGCAGGAAUUUAGCCAAGCUAUUGAGUUGGAUCCAGAUUACAAUGUGGACUUUGACCGAGAUUCUGAAAAGCGAUUCAAAAAACAUUCUGCUAAAAAUAUGAAAACAUCACAAAAGCACCAAAACGCAAAUGGUUCAGAAUCUAAUGAAAGUCAUUCUAAUAGGAGCUUCAAACUAGAUCGAUUUAAACUGCUUAAAAGAGUCGACAGAGAUCGAAAUGCUCUCAAUGAGUAUUAUUUAAUAAGGAAAAGACAGCACUCUCCGCCUAUCCAACAAUCUAAGGAUACGUUUGACUUAUUUUUUGAUAGUGUUUGCGCAACUGUAAAAACAUUACCACCGAAACUAGGUGCGGAAGUGAAGGGUAGAAUUUCGCAAUUGAUAGCAGAGUUUGAAUUACGUGCAAUAUGCGAGAGGGAAGCACAAGAAUGUAGUAUUACAAUGCCAUCCACAACGACUGAAGAUACUGCAAUGGUAGUAGCUGCAACUACAACACAUCCUCAAGAGGUAACUGCAUCCGUAACUCAGGAGUCAGCAGUAAUUGACCCUAAUACCGGGGUUCCUCAUAUUGUUUACUCAUUUCAACCAAAAGCAAAUGCAUAAAAUACGUUUUAAAACAGAUCAGUCAAAUAUAUCAAAUAAAUUAAUUACUUAUAAAAUAAAUUAAUUUAUUUUCAUAA
Messenger RNA from Bactrocera oleae (olive fruit fly), 1455 nucleotides. Its product is annotated as protein suppressor of variegation 3-7. Gene Ontology annotation, molecular function: DNA binding. The record is from RefSeq and is a predicted model, not a curated record. Lineage: Eukaryota; Metazoa; Arthropoda; Insecta; Diptera; Tephritidae.